Rhopalosiphum maidis (corn leaf aphid) is the source of this 870-nucleotide messenger RNA. RefSeq lists its product as uncharacterized. The record is from RefSeq and is a predicted model, not a curated record. Bases 1 to 870 code for a protein of 289 amino acids. The transcript has 2 exons. NCBI's taxonomy places the organism in Eukaryota, Metazoa, Arthropoda, Insecta, Hemiptera, Aphididae.
AUGCCUAUAACUCGAAGACGAACAGCCGACGUCAAACGUGACAGAGACUCUACUGAUGUACACGAUGGAUACAGGCACUCGUUCGACACGCGCAUAGUGCCGGUGUGGUUGGCGUAUGUGGCACUGGACGCGUUCAUCAUAUACUUCAAUUACACGGAAGCAUCCGGAUACGAGGGGAAAACGUUCCGGAAGCGUUUCGAGGACUCGUACUGCUUCGCCGUCAUCGAGCUGGCGUGCACCAUGUUCUACGGGCGCCGGCACAAAGCGGCCGCGCUAACCGGCAGCGAGCGUACGCUGGCGUUCAUCCGGGACGCGGCGCGCGGCGGUACGGUACGGCCGCCCGACUCCCAGCACUACUCGGCCGCCGUGAUGGCCGCGUGCACGGCUCGCAUAUGGCUAUACGUGGCAUCUGCCGUACCCGCGGCCAUCAUACUGGCCAGACCUGGCCAGAGCCUGGCCACAUUCCAGUAUCACGUGCUGGGCCGCGGUUACGCGCGCGUUAACCGUCUGCUUGAAGCGGCCGCGGACGCGGUGAGCUACCGCAGCCACUUGUCACCAGAUUUCCGGUCACUGGCCACUCUCGUGGACCGGCUGGCCGACACGUGCGACGAUUUCGGUCGGCAGGUUGGCCACCUUAACCUGGCGUACACCCCGGGCCUGCUGCUCAGGUGGCCGUACAGUUUGGUCCGGCUAACGACGGCCGUGUUCCGCAUCAGUGAGCUGUCGGUCGCCGCGCAAGAUGGCCGGCCGUACGCCCACAUGGCAACUGUGCUCAUCGUGGAGCACGCGGGCGAGAUACUUCUGUUCCUGGUGCAGCUGUCCAGUUUCUGUUACGCGGGCGCCUGUUUGUCUUACCAGGCACGUGCAUAG